Molecule: messenger RNA, 470 nt
Organism: Guyanagaster necrorhizus
Lineage: Eukaryota; Fungi; Basidiomycota; Agaricomycetes; Agaricales; Physalacriaceae
Exons: 1
Coding region: 42-236 (64 amino acids)
Source: RefSeq, a predicted model, not a curated record
AAAAAGGACUACCGCAUCGACUCCCUCUCUCCAGCAUUACAAUGUCUGCCCCAGAAACCGCUACCAAAUUCGCACCUACCCAAUCCUCCUCCGUUCUCGGUGGACAGAUCGUCGGCCGCACUGAGCGCCAGGCUGCCCCUCCCGCAGCUUUGAAGCUCCGUCUUGACCUUAACCUCGAGGUUGAGAUUGCCAUCCAGGCCAAGGUCAACGGUGACAUUACCUUGUCGCUCCUGUGAGUGUUUUGGUCGUGUUGGCACGUCGUCGGGUUGACUGUUUGUUUUCAUAGUGAGUAAACGUGCCACGCGCACGGGGAGAUGGUAUCAGAGUGCAUUCGUCAGUUCGAGGUGGGACUUGCCACCUGGUACUUGCGGUUUUCGUGCUGACUUGUUAGGGCCUAGUCGUACCGGUUACAUUCUUCCUUUCAUCCUUCGUUGACAGUGUCUUGUUUCUAUACCUACUAGAUACCAAUG